This is a messenger RNA of Haplochromis burtoni (Burton's mouthbrooder), 4836 nucleotides long. Its product is annotated as mitogen-activated protein kinase kinase kinase 5. NCBI's taxonomy places the organism in Eukaryota, Metazoa, Chordata, Actinopteri, Cichliformes, Cichlidae. Gene Ontology annotation, biological process: MAPK cascade; protein phosphorylation; cellular response to stress. Bases 415 to 4395 code for a protein of 1326 amino acids. The transcript is spliced from 28 exons. Gene Ontology annotation, molecular function: MAP kinase kinase kinase activity; ATP binding. The record is from RefSeq and is a predicted model, not a curated record.
AAAGCUGCACACUCCGUCAUCUGAAAAGUAAGUCCUUGUGGUCUGUUGGUCAAACACCCACAACUGCGCCAUCACCGGAGCGCCAAGGGUGCUCUGCUGACACUACAUUGGGACUGCGAGAAUUUUGUUUUACUUAGACGUCUCAGACUCGUGCUCCUCAUAGAGGACAAGAAGGACUUGCUGGGUCCUACUGCAGAGGUCAUGCGAGAGUAUAGGUGAAUAUCCUCAUAACACCAGCGGGCGGAGCAGGGCAGAGCCGACGUGGGCGGGUCAAAUGGAGACGAGCUCUGGGAAUGUAUGUGGUAAGAGAUCGGAUCUACCUUGAUCAGCGGCGCUGUUAUGUUGCUAUUGGAAGUCGUCCCUACUAAAGGGCAUGCUUUGAGCUUUAGCUGCGGAACAAACGCGAAGUAAAUAAUGUACACGACAGAGCGCAGGCGAAUGAGCCUGCGAGACUCAAAGAGGAAGGAUCCAGUACGGGUGUCCGCUGGAAGUUUGUGGCAGGACUCUUUGGCGUUAGAGCUGAGCGCCAGCAACGGCUCGGGUAAACAGAUCGUUUCUCCGCGGAGUCGAACCAGAGCGGUGUCAGUGGCAUACAUUGUCAACGAGGACGCGUCAGUGCCGCACACCGAAGAAAACUUAUCACUAAAGUGUCUGAAGGAAGCCUGCGCGGACGCACACGCUCUUCUCAAAACGAUUUCAUUUGACAGAAUUUCCCAAGGCACGACAGACAUUCUGGAUAGUUUCUACAAUGCAGAUGUUGCAGUGGUGGAAAUGAGCGACUCCUUUUGCCAGCCUUCCCUUUUCUACCACCUUGGAGUGAGGGAAAGUUUCAGCAUGACUAAUAACAUCAUUCUGUAUUGUUCUAAGCAAGAUAGUGAUCUGCAAGCUCAUAAGGAGCAGUGUGGAAGUGACACCUUCAUCCCAUAUGUAGUGUCACCUCAGGGCAAAGUGUUUGCCUGUGACGUUGCCAUGAUGACUUGUAUCAAAGACCUGAUGCAACCUAGUUUCCAGCUGGAGCCGCUGCUCAUCCCCCUGGUUGAGAAACUGGUGCACCUGCUGAACAACGUGCACAUUCAGUCCAGUGAGUACUUCCGGGAGUCAAUUAGGCAUGAGAUUCGCAUGGCACGGGAGCGGUUCAGCGGCAGAGCCUUGAGCGAGGAGUUAAACCACAUCCAGCAACGCCUGGAUAGUGUAGAUCUGCUUUCUCCGGAUAUUGUAAUGAACCUAUUGUUGUCCUACAGGGACGUUCAGGAUUACGAUGCCAUGAUAAAACUGGUGGAGACUCUGGACAACCUGCCUAUGUGUCAGGUGGCGAAGCAUCAGAAUAUCAAGUUUCACUAUAUAUUUGCUCUAAACAGGAGGAAUCAGCCCGGAGAUCGUAAAAAGGCUUUGAAAGAAAUUCUGCCGAUUGUGGAGUCAGGGAACAAGGUGGCAUCAGACGUCUACUGCCUGUGUGGACGCAUCUACAAGGACAUGUUCAUGAGCUCAGCGUUCACUGAUGAGUCCAGCAGAGACCAGGCCUGCUAUUGGUAUGGGAAAGCCUUUGAGACAGAGCCAACUCUUCACUCAGGCAUCAACAAUGUGGUCCUUCUAAUAGCAGCUGGCCAUGAAUUUGAGACGUCUAUAGAGUUGCGCAAACUAGGUGUGACUUUAAGCACCCUGCUGGGUAGAAAGGGUAGUCUGGAGAAGAUGAAGGACUACUGGGAUGUAGGUUUCUACCUUGGAGCAAACAUUCUUGCAGGUGAAUACAGGAAAGUCAUUGAGGCCUCUGAGAAGCUCUACAGACUCAAGGCCCCUGUUUGGUAUGUGGCAUCUAUUAUGGAGACAUACAUCCUGUACCGCCGGUUUGCCAAGUUACCUGAAGUGAGAUCUCCUAAACAAGAUACAGUGGACUUCUGGAUGGAGCUGCUUUUGCAGACCUGUAAACCCACUGCCUCAUCAAACUGUUGUCCAGUGCUCAUUCUGGAGCCCACUAAACUCUUCCAACCAGCUAUUGUGUCUGUGAACGAGGAGGACCAAAGUCGCACUGUCCAGCUAAAACACGCCACACGCUUAAAGAAGGGCUUAAACCAGUGGACUUUCCAAGCAUCUGAAAUUCGGGGAGUGAGUGCUUCAAAGAUUGAUGAGCGGAGCUGCUUUCUGUAUGUCCACUACAACUCGGAUGAUUUCCAGCUCUGCUUCCCAUCUGAGAUUCACUGUAAGGGUUUCUGUGAGUUGGUAAACUCCCUUCUCCAGGAGGCUGAAAACCAUGUUCAAGAUAUAGAACAUACACUCGGAGAAAUACUAGAGUAUAUCUAUGAGACCAAUGAGAAUGGUGACAAGGUAAUACUUGGUAAAGGAACUUAUGGUGUAGUGUAUGCUGGAAGGGACCUGAGCAACCAAGUACGCAUCGCCAUCAAAGAGAUCCCCGAGAAGGACAGCACGUAUUCUCAGCCCCUGCAUGAGGAGAUUGCUCUGCACAAGAGGCUUAAACACAGGAAUAUUGUCCAGUACCUGGGCUCUGUCAGUCAGGAUGGUUUCAUCAAGAUCUUCAUGGAAGAAGUACCUGGGGGUAGCUUGUCUUCUCUUUUGCGCUCGAAAUGGGGUCCUCUGAAAGACAACGAGCCCACCAUCAUUUUCUACACCAAGCAGAUACUUGAGGGUCUAAAGUACCUUCAUGAGAAUCAGAUAGUCCACAGAGACAUCAAGGGUGACAAUGUACUGAUCAACACUUAUAGUGGAGUUUUGAAGAUAUCUGAUUUUGGAACCUCCAAACGGUUAGCAGGGAUUAACCCCUGUACUGAAACAUUUACUGGAACUCUGCAGUACAUGGCCCCUGAGAUUAUAGACCAAGGACUUCGGGGUUAUGGGAAGCCGGCAGAUAUCUGGUCUCUAGGGUGCACUAUCAUAGAAAUGGCAACAGGCAAAACACCCUUUCAUGAGCUGGGAAGUCCCCAGGCAGCCAUGUUCAAGGUUGGCAUGUUUAAGAUCCACCCCAAGGUUCCAGAGUGCAUGUCAGAUGAGGCCAAAGGUUUCAUCAUGAACUGUUUCGUGCCAAAUCCAGAUGAAAGAGCCACAGCAGCAGAACUGCUUCAGGACCAUUUCCUAAAGUCGUCUACGAAGAAAAAAGCUAAAGCUGUUCAGGAAUCCCUGUCUAUAACUGACUAUCAGCGCAGUAUGUCUGUGCCUAUCUCCAUCCUUGUGGAGGAUACUGAUUCUUACUCUGACUUGAUUGACCUGUCUUGUUCUCUGGACCUGACGAGGUCGCAGUCCUCUCUCAGAGCAGAAGAAAUCUCAGAGAGCCCACCGAGCACCAACAGCUUCCUGUUAAUACCAGAUGACUCCACAUCAGACAUGAGCAGUCCAUCCUCAACAGAGGAGAGUACUGGCCUUUUUAUGCUGAGAAAGGACAGUGAGAGGAGAGCCACGCUGCACAAAGUUCUCACUGACUACAUAAGCCAUGUUGCGUCUAGUAUACAACAGUCUGUGCCUCAGUAUGGUGAUGGCUCCUCGAUCACUCCAGACCACAUCACCAAACUCGUUAUUUGUUUGCGUGACAACAUCCAUUCCCCGGACAGGAAGCAGCUUACCAGCGGCUUGCUGGAGCUUCGAGCUACGCUCGUAGCUGCCUCAGUACCUCUGAACAGCCUACAGGUGGUGCUAUUUAACUUCCAAGACGCAGUGAAAAAGGUGUUGAAGCAACAAAAGGUGAAACCUCAUUGGAUGUUUGCUCUGGACAAUCUGCUGAGACAGGCAGUACAGGAUGCCAUAACUGUAUUACUGCCAGAACUCAAACUCCAUCUGCAGUCCUCAUUCGAGAGUGAGGACAACACCUCUGAGGAGCUGUUUGCCGAUCCAGACACUCCUGUAGCUCUAGUCCCUGACCAGCUGGUGGCACCAGCAUACACACAGCAGCCAGAUCCAGCAAAUGACGUCCUGCCUAGAGCCAACCCUAAACCUGCAGACUUCAAGCUUAACACCAACUGGCCACUCAGCGAGAACCUGAGAGAUCUGCGACUGGAGACCAGAAGACUGCUGAAUCAUCUAAGCGAGAAGGAGACAGAGUAUCAGGAGCUACUGAGGAACUCUCUCUGGAGAAAACAACAGCAAAUAGACGCACUGAGGAAAGAAUCAGUCAAUGAGGAUGUGGAGUUGGCUUCACAGAAAAGCUCCAGACCAGAGAAGAAAGCCUUAGCGCGCUGGCUAAAGACUGUCCCCGUAGAUCAAGACACUAUCAACAAGUUGCUCUCUCAUGAGUUCACCUUGGACUGUCUCCUCCGUAUGGCCGCCAAGGAUGACUUGAUGUACUGUGGAAUAAGAGGCGGCAUGCUGUGUCGAAUCUGGGCAGCUGUAACAGCUUACCGGAAGACCCAGCUCAGCACGCACAAUGAGGACAGCGAGGACACCCUUCUUUAAUGGCUGCUGAUGUUACACAUCAAAGGGCAGGUUCAUAGACAGGCUGGCCCUGUGUGUGGUCUGGAGGAACAGAGGCAUUUCAGGUUGCUGAUGUAAAGCAGAUUAAAUUUUGAAAACAUUUUUAAACUGUGAAUGUACUAUAAAGGAGCAUCAGAAGCUUUUUACUGAAAAGCUAAGUCAUGUCAAAAUUUUAUUUUGUUAUAUUAUGUUUUUACAUUUUAUCCGGGUGUCAGAAGGUAGAGCUUUAAUUGUAUCUUCAGAAGAUAUUUCAUCUAGUGACGCUGUUUUCCUGUUUCACAGAAAGCUAAGCAGGAUUUGAAUUUAUUAGAGACUAUGUAUAAGACUAACCUGUAUUCCUGGUUUGGAAAACAAAUGUUAUUUGUACUAUAAGCCCUUAUAAAUUAAUUCAAAUAAUAAACAGGAAGCAUUUUUUAACAGUCA